AUGGUUUUUCUGACCCUCCCUCUCGGGAUACAAGGGAUGGUCAUUCCUCGUGUAUCAUUGAUUAGAGAUCUGGCCGCUCUGUGGCAGGGGCAGUCAUGCCGGUCAAUCCAUCGCCUGUGCGAUAUGAAAACACGCGAGCGGUGCUACCAGAUCCGUGUCGGCCCGGAAGACCACAGCAUCAACAAGACGUUCGACCUCGUGAUGGAGAUCCUCAAGAGCCCUAAGCUGGGAAACUAUGUACGGGAGAUCGUGCAGACUAGACAGCCCAGCAAGGAGCGCCACUACGUCCAGACGGCAGAGCAGCGGAAGCUCAGUGCGGGCGAUAGGGCUCUGCUCCACGCGGCUGUGCAGAACGCAGGUUUUGCCGGCGCCCAAGAAAGCGCGGUGCUCAACAUGCUCAUGCAAAACAGCACGGACCCUCCAGGCCAAACCAUUCCUAGGAAUCCUGUUGGAUUUCCAAAAACCGCUUAUGGAUCCAACCUGGCUCACCAGACGAGCAGCCAUGGUCACAUUCAUGGGACCUUCAUUGCGCAGGCGUUGGCCGCGAUUCUCAUCUCAGUGUCACCCAAUCUGGAGUCCCUAGUGAUGACACAACCUUUCAGUCUAUUUCCUGGAUUUGACAGGGGUAGCGAGAUACCAGAAGAGGAUAAGGUUCAUUUCCCCCUCAAAGAACUUCUCCGUCGGGCCAACGCAAACCCGGCGAAUACUCCAUACCUUCAAAAUCUUCGCAAGGUGUACAUGAUAGUCGACGAUAGACACUCGCAUGGCCAUUAUUACAUGGCCAUCGAUUUCCUGGAAUGCACAACCUUUUUCGACCGCCUCCCAUCUAUUGAAUCCCUGAGCACCGAUGCCCUCUGCGAUGAUGACGAAUGCUACGCGCGCGUAUUACUCGAGCCCAGAUCGUCCAAUAUUAGCAGAAUCCAUAUCCAUCACUCUUCCCUCCCAACCAAGUUUCUUAUCUCUCUCGCUCAGUCCUGCAAAGUACUGCGAGAAUUUCACUACACCAUCGGUGGCCGGUGCAUUUUAGGAGGUUGGAGCACGCCGUUCAAUGCCAAGACCUUCAUCCAAUCAAUUUGUCCGCACAAAGACACAUUGGAAGUCCUGGACAUCGACGCCGAGCAUGAGAUGGUCUAUUUCUGCCCACCCUUUUUUGAUCAGGGUCGGGUUGACGUGGAAAUUGAUAAAGACGCGCUCCCAAGUGAUGAUGAGGGGGAUGAGGAUGAACGCCAAGUACUCCGGUCCAUCUCGAGUAAUAGCUGCUCACUGAGGGAAUUCAGAGCCCUGAAGCAAUUGAGUGUGGGCAUCGGCUUUUUGGUAUAUUUUGCCAUGGGUGUCAGGGAAAAUAACGAGCCAAGACAACCAUUUCUGCUACCAGGGGCUCUCCCUGAUAGUCUGGAAUAUCUUUGCAUUCGGGGGUACGAGAAAGGGAAGUGCGAGGUGUGGGAUACACAUAUUGAUGCCUUGGUCUCGGCCAUUGACUCGGGUUUAUUGGGGAUCAAGGAGAUCACGGGGAUUGAGGAAGUCAUUCCCAAUGCCCAAGAUUUGGAUGAUACAGGCAACAACGAAGACUUGUUGUGGACUCCGACAUAUAGUGUUCACAACUAG
Molecule: messenger RNA, 1605 nt
Organism: Penicillium robsamsonii
Lineage: Eukaryota; Fungi; Ascomycota; Eurotiomycetes; Eurotiales; Aspergillaceae
Exons: 2
Coding region: 1-1605 (534 amino acids)
Source: RefSeq, a predicted model, not a curated record